AUGUUAAAGGAAACCACACCUGCAAAGGUUCAUGAAGGAGAUGACUCCUUGCUUCUGAAAGAGAUGGGAUUUUCAAGCCAUAGAGGAGGUGAAAAAUUCCAAAUGAACCAGUGGGCGACUCCAAGCAGAGGGAAGCAGGUGUUAGAAGCUCCGAGCCCUGAGACUGGGCUUCAGGUGAAGGUACACCUCAGGGUCAGUGUCUGUGAGAUGGAUGUGGAGGAACAAGGAUUACAGCCCCUCGUCUUUGGGUUUUUUCUCUCCAUGUACCUGAUCGCUGUGCUUGGAAACCUGCUCAUCAUAUUGGCCUACAGCUCUGACUCCCACCUCCACACGCCCAUGUACUUCUUCCUUGCCAACCUGUCCUUUGUAGACAUCUGCUUCACAUCCACCACCGUCCCCAAGAUGCUGUGGAACAUCUGGACUCAGAGCAAGGUCAUAACCUAUGCUGGCUGCAUCACACAGCUUUUUUUUUUCAUAUUCUGGGCAGGAUUAGAUGUCUUUCUCCUGACUGUGAUGGCCUAUGACCGUUUUGUGGCCAUCUGUCACCCCCUGUACUAUAUGGUCAUCAUGAACCCCAGACUCUGUGGACUGCUGGUUCUGGGGUCCUGGGUCCUGAGUACCCUGAAUUCCUUGUUACAAAGUUUAAUUCUCAGUAGGGUUAUGGACCCAGAAAAUGAUACAGGAAUUUCAGAAUUUCUUCUUAUGGGAUUUUCAGAAGAACCACAACUGCAGCCCCUCAUAUUUGGGACGUUCCUUUCCAUGUACCUGAUCACUGUGUUUGGAAACUUGCUCAUCAUAUUGGCCAUCAGCUCUGACUCCCAACUUCACACACCCAUGUACUUCUUCCUUGCCAACCUGUCCUUUGUAGACAUCUGCUUCACCUCCACCACUGUCCCCAAGAUGCUGUGGAACAUCCUGACUCAGAACAAAGUCAUAACCUAUGCAGACUGCAUCACCCAGAUGUUCUUUUUCACACUCUUUGGAGGUUUAGACAUGUUUCUGUUGACAGUGAUGGCCUAUGACCAUAGGUUUGUGGCCAUCUGUCACCCCCUGCACUACAUGGUCAUCAUGAACCCCCGGCUCUGUGGACUUCUGGUUCUGGUGUCCUGGGUCCUAAGUGCCCUGCAUUCCUUGUUAGAAAGCUUAAUGGUGCUGCUGCUCUCCUUCAGUAGAGUCUUGGAAAUCCCCCAAUUUUUCUGUGAACUCAAUCAGAUGAUCCAACUUGCCUGUUCUGACACCUUUCUCAACAACAUGGUGUUAUAUUUUGGAGCUAUGUUGCUGGCUGGUGGUCCCUUCAUUGGGAUCAUUUGCUCCUACUUUAAGAUAGUUUCUUCCAUAUGUGGGAUCUCAUCAGCUCAGGGCAAGUAUAAAGCAUUUUCUACCUGUGCAUCUCACCUCUCAGUGGUCUCUUUAUUUUGUUGUACAAGCUUAGGGGUGUACCUUAGUUCUGCUACUACCCAGAGCUCCCACUCAAGUGCCACAGCCUCGGUGAUGUACACGGUGGUCACGCCCAUGCUGAACCCCUUCAUCUACAGCCUGAGGAACAAAGGCAUAAAAGAGGCUCUGAGGAGACUCUUUGGGAUGGUAGCUACAAAAGGGCCAAUUCUCCUGGGCUGA
Molecule: messenger RNA, 1617 nt
Organism: Suricata suricatta (meerkat)
Lineage: Eukaryota; Metazoa; Chordata; Mammalia; Carnivora; Herpestidae
Product: olfactory receptor 7A17-like
Exons: 4
Coding region: 1-1617 (538 amino acids)
Biological process (GO): G protein-coupled receptor signaling pathway
Cellular component (GO): membrane
Molecular function (GO): G protein-coupled receptor activity; olfactory receptor activity
Source: RefSeq, a predicted model, not a curated record